Molecule: messenger RNA, 1491 nt
Organism: Penicillium riverlandense
Lineage: Eukaryota; Fungi; Ascomycota; Eurotiomycetes; Eurotiales; Aspergillaceae
Product: fungal specific transcription factor domain-containing protein
Exons: 7
Coding region: 1-1491 (496 amino acids)
Biological process (GO): positive regulation of transcription from RNA polymerase II promoter by galactose; DNA-templated transcription
Cellular component (GO): nucleus
Molecular function (GO): DNA-binding transcription factor activity, RNA polymerase II-specific; RNA polymerase II cis-regulatory region sequence-specific DNA binding; zinc ion binding
Source: RefSeq, a predicted model, not a curated record
AUGCAAACACAUUCAGACAAUGGCCCCCUAGCUCCUUGUAGGGCUGCGCAGGAGGUAGUAGGUGUGAACCGCCACACGCACAGCUUUGAGUUCUAUGGCAGCUCCAGUUCAAUUGCGUUUCUGGCGCAGAUACGAAGCACUGGCGACCCAGAAAAGGGGGUGCAACGUGAAGAUGAAGAAGGGUUGGUCUCCAGCCUUCAUAAUCCAGCCUUCUCUCCAGGACCGACUGAGGCACUUGCAUCAACGGCAGAGACUGGCACAAGUGCGCAAUCUGUGUCCGUAUCACAUUGCCGCCUCUUUGUGGGCAACUUCUUCACCACGCUACAUUAUAUCUACCCGAUCCUGGAUAAGCCCGCAUUCCUAGCGAUGUGUGAGCUACUAUGGGCAGGUAACACCUCUUCGCUCAGUCAAAGCUUUGUCGCUCUCUAUUACAGCAUUCUAUCUUUAGGCGCGCUCCUGAGACCCAGAGAGGAGGAGCCCAUUGGCGGCAUUGAUGAUGUGCGAUGGAGCAGGAAGUUUUUCGAGGAGGCUCGAAGCCGCUCCAAUGCCGGCAUGAAUGCACUCAACCUCCACUUGGCGUACAUGCAUAUCGGGCUGGCCACAAGAAUAGCACUUUCAAUCGGUAUCAACCGCGAGCCACCGCCGAAUUGCAAGAAAGAUCCUGCGCUGCUUAAGACAGAGUCCAGGACCUGGUGGUGCCUUUAUUUUCUCGAGACCGAGAUGGCCUUUUCUAUAGGCAGACCGGAUACCUUGGGAGCAGAUAUUUACCACAAUCGUCACUAUCCUAUAGUCGCCGGAGAUCCCCUGAGUGUGGGGACAGCACCUGGACUUCUUGAACCACCACAAAGUGCCAUCAUUAAAUACAUGGUGGAUUUCUCAAGAAUCACAAAAGCAAUUUGCUUAAACAUCUACAUGUCGGACCUAACUCUUGAAAGAGCCAUUGCAACAGGAGGCCAGAUUGAACAAGAUCUUGAGCGUUGGGUUGAAAGUCUGCCGCCCGCACUUCGCCCACUCAACGAGGAGAAAAUCACAAAGUGUCUCAACUCGGCCAGUCUGACAAUAGAGAUUGUCUACGAGACUUUCCAGCACCAUGACUUCUUCCGGACUUGGUUUUAUAACACGACCUAUAUAAUCUUUGCGGCAUCCAUGAUCUUGGUCUAUAUAUUUCAAGCAGCGGAGGAGACCGAACUCAAUGCGCUUUUCAGGCUGGUUGAGAUGGCAAUCGAAAUCCUCGAAAUCAUGGAAGAGUCAGUCGUCGCGGCAAAAGCGGCGAAACUAAUUCAAAGAGCUUUAUCAAGGGCUCAACAGACGACUUCAAAGUUGGACAACGUGGAGGAAGCCAUUGAAGACAGCAACUUCUCGCCUUUCAAUCCAACCUGGAGUCAAUUCAGCCUGACGGACGGUGAUCCUGAUUUUAGCUUACCUUUCCAGUUCAGGGACCUUGGAGCAGAUUGUUUCUUCGGAGAUCUCACUGAGUCCAUGCCACCAUGA